Molecule: messenger RNA, 1347 nt
Organism: Maniola jurtina (meadow brown)
Lineage: Eukaryota; Metazoa; Arthropoda; Insecta; Lepidoptera; Nymphalidae
Gene: mRpL3
Product: 39S ribosomal protein L3, mitochondrial
Exons: 6
Coding region: 120-1193 (357 amino acids)
Biological process (GO): translation
Cellular component (GO): ribosome; mitochondrial large ribosomal subunit
Molecular function (GO): structural constituent of ribosome
Source: RefSeq, a predicted model, not a curated record
UUUAACGUAGUGAUUUCAUACUCUUUGGUAAUUUAUUCUAAAAACCGUAGCAUAUUUAAUAUUUGUUCAAUUAUUAUUUUCAGUUUUAUUGUUUUCUAAAUAAAUUUAAUUUGAAAAUAAUGUCUAGGUCCAAUUUGAAAUUGAUUUGUAGUGCUCUAAACAAAAUGAGGAUCGAUUGCGUGACGACCAGAUCUUGUCAUUUUCAACCUAAAUAUCGUCCUCCGUAUUGGUAUUCGCCGAAAGAUCGAGUUAUGAGCGAAGAUUUGCUCACGCAAGAAAAUAGAGAUUUUAUAGAGGAAGUUAGACAAGAUAAAUUGAAUUUGCAAACUGCUUUGGAAUCACCGUUGGCGAAAAUUGAGACGCAAGAAGUGGCCCAGUGGGAUACCGCGACUCGAAGAUCGGGUCUCAUAGCACGUAAAAUAGGAAACUAUCCCCUAUGGUCUAAAGAUGGCAAAAAGUUCCAGACAACAUUAUUACAGGUUGUGGACAAUCAUGUUAUUAAAUAUAUACCACCGGAAGAAUUUAAACCAAUGAAAACAACUAAACCGAAUUGGAGAGUAAAGCGGAAACUGGGUUGUCUUUUAAUUGGUUCAGAGACUGUUGACCCAAGUACAGUUACAAAGGACUAUUGUGGCCUAUUCAGCAGUGUUGGUAUGUUGCCGAAGAGACAUCUGUGUCGCUUCAUGAUUUCGCCACAUGCAAAAAUGCCCACAGGAACACCAUUGUUCGCUACACAUUUUAGAGUUGGUGAUUUUAUUGAUGUCAGAGCCAAAACAAUGGAUCGUGGGUUUCAAGGAGUAAUGAAACGAUGGGGUUUUAAAGGAAUGCCAGCUUCUCAUGGUGUAACCAAAACUCAUAGAAGGCCAGGCAACAUUGGUGCAGGAGGUGAAAAAGCAAGAGUCUGGCCUGGCACAAAAAUGCCAGGUCACAUGGGCAACAGGUGGCGAAUUUUAAGGGGAGUAAAAAUUCUUCGCAUCAAUACAAAGUAUAACAUACUUUGGACACUGGGAGUAGGAAUACCUGGAGAGACAGGUGCUAUGUGUUAUUUAUUUGACACGGUAUUGCCAUUAAGAAAGUUAAAAACUCCCCCUCCUUUCCCUACACAGCCGUUAGUAGAUGAUUUGCCUUUGGAAUAUUAUGAUGAAUCAAUACAUACAUUUGAUAGACCUACAAUAACCUUUGAGGAGUCUUAAAGUGAAUAUUUCUUGUAUUUAUAAAUUAUUGCUGUUGGGAUUGUAGAUAGGAAGGUGUAUACAAAAAGUGCAAGAAUUUUUUUUCUGUGUAACUAGUUACAUUUUAUGUUGUUUGUCACAAUUUAAAACUUAAUAAAAUUAUCACAGAUAACAC